Messenger RNA from Huiozyma naganishii CBS 8797, 4437 nucleotides. RefSeq names its product lysophospholipase (gene NTE1). NCBI's taxonomy places the organism in Eukaryota, Fungi, Ascomycota, Saccharomycetes, Saccharomycetales, Saccharomycetaceae. Gene Ontology annotation, molecular function: phosphatidylcholine lysophospholipase A1 activity. The record is from RefSeq and is a predicted model, not a curated record. Gene Ontology annotation, biological process: phosphatidylcholine metabolic process. Gene Ontology annotation, cellular component: endoplasmic reticulum. The transcript has a single exon. The coding region runs from base 1 to 4437 and encodes 1478 amino acids.
AUGGUCACAGAGACCACCAUUUCUACUGCUCUUCCACCAAUGCUGCCAGAACAGCUGGUCACAGAAAUUUACCAAGGCACGGGAUUCUCAUGGGCAUGGCGGCCGUUUACUUGGCCCAUGGCACUGCUACGGUCAAUCGUGCUCGCUUUGCUCUCAAUCACGAAGGCAAUCGUCAAGGCAACAAACAGAGUCACUUUCACGGUCCCAUUCUCUCUCUUCUUGCUGCUCGCUGCAGUGCUCUGUUACAUCACGUACACCGUGGUCAAGGGCAGGAUCCUUUCACAGUACAAGAACCUACAACCAACACCUCUGUGCGAGGAGGACCCCAUCAAAAACAAAAACACUGCAGAUCAACAGCAGCAACAGCACUCGGGGAGAGACCCAACCCUGUCAUCGUACUUGGACCAGUUCCUAAGCGCUAUAAAGAUCUUUGGAUACUUGGAAAAACCAGUGUUCCAUGAACUUACUAAAAACAUGAGAACGCAAAAACUAGAUGAGGGAGAAAUCUUACUCUUGGAUAACGCCAUAGGGUUUGCCAUUGUAGUAGAGGGGUCCCUCCAAAUAUACCACCACGUCGAAGAACGCCGCAAAACGUACGGAGUACCCUUCAAACCGCUGGACCCUCGCGAUGACAGUAACGACCCGGAGAACGACAGCGACGUUGACAUCGAUUUCGAUGACGAUAACGAUACAGAUGACCUUACAGGUGAUUACAUAUACCUGAGGGACGGGCUUGGGAAAUUCCAAUUGCUCAACACAGUGAAACCGGGGAACCCGGUGUCCUCACUCGUCAAUAUCCUCAACUUGUUUGUCCUGCAAGAUCCCACGACAACAACAACGGGGAACUCCCCACUGGACUCACCCCUCUCGAGAUCGCUCAAUCAAUUGCCCACAGUGGUCCCCAACGUGGUCGCUAGAGCGGCAACAGAUUGUACUAUCGCAAUCAUCCCACCACACGCAUUCGCUCACUUGCUCGAAAUGUUCCCCAGAUCAGCUGCACACAUCACUCAGAUGAUCCUCACAAAACUGUACCACGUCACUUUCCAAACGGUACACUCAUACCUCGGUUUGACAAACGAAAUCAUGUCCAUUGAGAAAACACUCAACAGAACAAUCAACUACAAGAUCCCAGACUACCUCAUCAGAACCGUGCUACAACAAAAUAACACCAACUACCACAACCACAACAACGGUCCCAACUCCACAUCCAACAACAACAACAACAACAAAGAGUACGUGCGCAUCCCACCAAAACUCUCCAACAGCUCAAGCCUGAAAUCGUUCAGAAAAGAGAAGACAAGACCGCCACCAAAGAGAGACUCGCAACAGGGAUCGAGACACGUGGUUCUGGAUGCAAGGGACCACCUCAACCCGGGAGACUUGCUGUCCAACGUCCCGCUUUCCAGAAGAGACGAUUUCAACUUGGAGGCAAUCGAGGGCGAUACACUGGGGUCCACGGUGCAUUCGUCGACUUCAGCGUCCACCUCAGACACACAACACCUCUCCUCCAUCCAGACAACAUCGUUCUCCUCAGUGAAGGAGGAGACGGAAACGUCUGCCGCUAGGAUGGCCCUCAUCGAAGCCAUGUUCACCUUUUUGGGAGUCACGAGAAAUAAUAUGUCGCUCGACUCGGAGACCAACUUGCAACACAGAUCCUCAGAGACGUCACUGACAAACUCUUUCUCGUCCACAUCCUCAAGGUCACGUAACACAGAGACAAACUUGCGGAUCUUGCCAAGUUCGUUCGCAGUCACAAGCAGGGGCAGACAAAGGAACGACCCAAGCCGCUCCAAAUUGUCGCCAAAGAGAUCACACCACCAAAACCAGGGAGCGAAGAAGUACAAGGAGGAGAUCUCCCCGAACCUUGACUUUGAAUCCGCCAAGGCCGAGUUCGCUCAGUACAUCAAAAUCAUCUCGUACAAGAGGGGGGAUCUCAUCAUCAAACAAAACGCUAAUGGCAAGGGUCUCUUCUACGUCAUUUGCGGAUCGAUUGACGUCACGAGCUCGCGGGAAUCGGACCUCAUCGAGUCCAAGGAACGCCACAUAUUCACCGUCGAAGCGGGCGGGAUCGCAGGGUACUUGUCAUCGCUCGUUGGGUACAGAUCCUUCACCAACUUGAGAGCCAAGACUGACGUCACAGUAGGAUUCCUUUCGAAUGAGGCACUAGAAAGAUUGUGUGAUAAGUACUUUUUGAUAUAUCUAAGGAUCGCCGAGACACUGACAGGGUUGCUGUCUCCGCGAAUGCUGAAACUGGACCACGCACUGGAGUGGAUCCACCUUUCCGCCUCAGAUACCCUCUUCUCACAGGGAGAUCCUGCAAACGGGAUCUACGUCGUAUUGAAUGGACGGUUGAGACAGCUGCAGACAGAAACUACUGGUGAAGAACCGCAGGGGGGACAUAAAUCAGAACCUCCUACAUCUCAGACAACAAGUUUGGGAGAACUGGCGCAGGGCGAAAGUCUGGGAGAAGUAGAAGUACUCACAGCUAUGAACAGAUUCACGACCACCGUCGCAGUUAGGGACUCAGAGCUGGCACGUAUUCCGAGAACAUUAUUUGAAUUGCUUGCAAUGGAGCACCCUUCAAUCAUGAUCAGGGUCUCCAGAUUGGUAGCUAAAAAAAUUCUGGGCAAUAACAAACAGGGCUUCUCUUCAUCCAAGAUUACUGGUGAGAACGGGAACAGGUACGAUUUCGAUUUAACUAUACCGCCUACAAAACCGAAAAGCCACCACCACACGUACAGUUCCUACAAUCAAACAUCAGCAAAUUCCGGUACAGUCAAGUACAGAACUAUCACAAUCAUUCCAGUAACAGCAGGGCUCCCAGUAGAAACAUUUGCACACAAAUUGGUGCAUGCCUUCAAACAGGUAGGAAGAAAUACAAUCGGACUCACCCAGAGUACGACUUUAUCGCACCUGGGGAGACAUGCAUUUGACAGACUGGCCAGUUUGAAGCAAAGUGGGUACUUUGCCGAGUUGGAACAGAUCUAUGAUACAGUUGUGUACAUCGGCGACACUGCUGUAAACUCUACAUGGACGAAAACUUGCAUCGACCAGGGUGAUUGUAUUUUGUUGCUGGCCAACUCAUCCGCCUCUACCGAAAUAGGUGAGUAUGAAAAACUGCUGCUGAAGUCGAAGACAACGGCGAGAACUGAAUUAAUUUUGCUACACGAGGAGAGGUACGUGGAAGCGGGGUUAACGCAACAGUGGUUACGUCAUAGAUCGUGGGUCGAUUCUCAUCACCACAUACAAUUUAUUGUCAGUGCAUUGGCUGAAAACGUUACGAAAGCCAAUGGUUCAAACUCCGCGGCAAUCACGCUGCUCGAUAAGCUGAGCCAGACAGACCUGGGUAGGAAAACGUACAACAUCAAGCGCUUGUUACCAGACUCUAUCAAAAACACUGUGGAAAACUUCUCGUUAAGAUUUAUGAAUAAAAGCAGACAAGUUUAUAACCCUGUCCAUGUUCAUAAAAGCGACUUCUUAAGGCUUGCUAGAAUCCUGUCUGGACAGGCUAUCGGACUCGUACUAGGUGGUGGUGGGGCAAGAGGUAUAAGCCAUCUCGGUGUAUUACAGGCAAUCGAAGAGCAAGGAAUCCCUAUUGAUAUCAUAGGUGGGACCUCGAUCGGGUCAUUUAUUGGCGGGCUCUACGCUCGGGACUAUGACGUCGUUUCCAUAUAUGGUCGCAUCAAAAAAUUUGCUGGCAGAAUAUCAUCGCUUUGGAGAAUGAUGUCUGAUUUGACCUGGCCUGUGACAUCAUAUACCACCGGACACGAAUUUAACAGAGGUAUUUGGAAAACCUUUGGAGACACCAGAAUUGAAGAUUUCUGGCUACAGUAUUAUUGCAACUCUACAAAUAUAACAGAAUCUGUUCAAGAGAUCCACUCCUUUGGUUACGCUUGGAGAUACAUCCGAGCUUCGAUGAGUUUAGCUGGUCUAUUACCACCGCUCGAAGAGAAUGGAUCUAUGUUGUUAGAUGGUGGUUAUGUCGAUAACUUACCUGUCGGAGAAAUGAAGGCCCGUGGUUGCAACGUUAUCUUUGCUAUCGACGUUGGUUCUAUGGAUGACAGAACUCCCAUGGAUUUUGGUGACUCGCUAAACGGGUUUUGGAUUAUGUUUAACAGAUGGAAUCCUUUCUCAUCUCAUCCGAAUAUUCCAAACAUGGCUGAGAUACAAAUGAGGUUGGGUUACGUUGCAUCUGUGAACGCAUUGGAGAAGGCAAAACACACAAAAGGUGUCAUUUACGCCAGACCACCUAUUGACGGGUACACCACGCUCGAUUUUGCCAGGUUUGAAGAAAUUUACAGGGUAGGAGUUGAGUAUGGUAGAAAAUUCUUGCAGAGCUUGGUUGACGAGGAUAAAAUGCCUUUUAUUCCCGGAUUUCAGGACUCCUUGACAGCAUCUGUUCCAGAGCUGUUGCUACACAGACGUAAUAGCAUAUAA